AUGUCGACUGAGAACGCUACUAUCAACACCUCCACGGGGAAGCACCCCGUUGACCCCUAUAAGGCCCAGAACGCCGAAGAUCCUCCGUUGCCUCAGAAGGUGGAGGAGCUCGUCGAAUUCAUUAACCAGGUCAAGUUUGGCAUGUUGACCACCAAGCAAUCUGACGGCGAAUAUCUGACCUCGCGAUGCAUGGCUUUGGCUGCCACUGAACACGGCGGCAUUGACCUCGUCUUCCACACCAAUCUCUUCUCCGGCAAGACCAUGGACUUGACCGUCCACCCCCAAGAGACCAACAUGUCCUUCCUUGACCCCGUCAGCGGAUCAUGGGCCUCCAUCUCCGGCACCGCGUCCAUCGUCUCCGACCCCGCCACCGUCUCAAAGUAUUACUCCCCGCAAUUGAAGGCCUGGAUCGGCGAUAUGGGCGACGGCGUUCACGACGGCGGCCCAACCGACCCCCGCAUUGGAGUCAUCAAGUUGGAAGCGAAGCUGGCGACCCAUGUCGCUUCGAAGAAGGGUAUCCUGGGUCGCGCGAUGGAUACGGUCAAGGGUGCGAUCAAGGGAGAUGUGCCUGCUAUCAACAGCAUUCGGGAACUCAGCUCGGAGGAGCUGGCUGAAUGGCGCAAAUCUCACCAGGAGUAA
Messenger RNA from Penicillium diatomitis, 639 nucleotides. Its product is annotated as blue light-inducible protein Bli-3. The record is from RefSeq and is a predicted model, not a curated record. Lineage: Eukaryota; Fungi; Ascomycota; Eurotiomycetes; Eurotiales; Aspergillaceae. The coding region runs from base 1 to 639 and encodes 212 amino acids. The transcript has 3 exons.